Molecule: messenger RNA, 1581 nt
Organism: Nyctereutes procyonoides (raccoon dog)
Lineage: Eukaryota; Metazoa; Chordata; Mammalia; Carnivora; Canidae
Gene: PPP1R3D
Product: protein phosphatase 1 regulatory subunit 3D
Exons: 1
Coding region: 394-1305 (303 amino acids)
Biological process (GO): regulation of glycogen biosynthetic process
Cellular component (GO): protein phosphatase type 1 complex
Molecular function (GO): protein phosphatase 1 binding; glycogen binding
Source: RefSeq, a predicted model, not a curated record
GGCGUCACGGGGGGCGGGGCGCAGGCUCUCCGGGAAGCUGCGCCCCGACUUGCAGCCAUGUAAGUAAGGCGGCGGGCGGGGAGGAGGGCGGGGCGGCUCCGGCCGCGCAGCCUUCGCCCCAGGACCUCCGCGGAAGCCGAAGGGAGGCGCCCGCCCUGCGCUCCCCGGGCCGGGGGUGCGGGGUCCGGAGGAGCCCCCCCCGGAGACAGCGCGCGUCUCUCCGCAGCCCCGCUCCGGCUGCAAGAAGCGGAAGACCUGCGCGCGGACUCGGGGGGCGCGGGCGCGGGCCCGGGCCCUCGUCGGGCGCGGCGGCCGCUGGGGCCUGGGGAGCUCGGCGGGGACCCCGGGGUAGCGGGCGCGGGGGCCCGGCGCCGCCCGACGGCCGGACGCGCCAUGUCCGGAGGCUGGGGCUCGGCGGCCCUGCCCCCCGGCCCCGGGGCCCGGAAGCCCGCCCCGCGGAGCCUCAGCUGCGUCUCCGACCUGGACGGCGGCGCGGCCCCCGAGCCGCGGCCCUGCAGGCCCCCCGGGAGCCCGGGCCGCGCGCCGCCGCCGCCGCCGCCGCCGCCACCGGCGCCGUCCGGCUGCGACCCCCGCCUGCGGCCCAUCAUCCUGCGGCGGGCGCGCUCGCUGCCCAGCUCGCCCGAGCGCCGCCAGAAGGCCGGGGGCGCGCCGGGGGCCGCGUGCCGGCCGGGCUGCAGCCGGCAGCUCCGCGUGCGCUUCGCCGACGCGCUGGGCCUGGAGCUGGCGCAGGUCAAGGUGUUCAACGCGGGCGAGGACCCGGCCGUGCCGCUGCACGUGUUGUCGCGCCUCGCCAUCAACUCGGACCUGUGCUGCAGCAGCCAGGACCUGGAGUUCACCCUGCAGUGCCUGGUGCCCGACUUCCCGCCGCCCAUCGAGGCCGCCGACUUCGCCGAGCGCCUGGCGCAGCGGCUCAUCUGCCUGGAGCGCGUCACCUGCUCGGACCUGGGCAUCAGCGGCACAGUGCGCGUGCGCAACGUGGCCUUCGAGAAGCAGGUGGCGGUGCGCUACACCUUCUCCGACUGGCGCAGCGCGCACGAGGCGGCGGCCCGGUGGCGCGGGCCGGCGGGCGCCGGGGGCACAGAGGACGUCUUCGCCUUCGGCUUCCCGGUGCCGCCCUUCCUGCUGGCGCUCGGCUCCCGCGUGCACUUCGCGCUGCGCUACCGGGUGGCGGGCGCCGAGUACUGGGACAACAACCACGGCCGCGACUACAGUCUCACGUGCCGCAACCACGCGCUGCACAUGCCUCGCGGGGAGUGCGAGGAGAGCUGGAUCCACUUCAUCUGAGGGCGUCUCUCGAGCCCAGCCGCGGGGGCCUCGUCGCUGGGCUCCCCCAUCCUGGCGGUGACUGUUCCCCCCCACCCACCACCACCACCACCACCACCACCACGGCCUGGGCCUUCUGACUUCAGCUUCUGCUCCAAGGCCCCCAGGCUGUGGCCCUUUGCAUCAUCUACUUGAAACGUCUGUGUCCCUAGGUCUAAAGAGUAGCCUCAGGUGGCCAGAAGGCCGUGGUAUAAUGCGCUGGGGGAGGGUGCUGGGUGGGCGGAGGAUGCACGGCGG